AGAGAGAGAGAGAGAGAGAGAGAGAGAGAGAGAGAGAGAGAGAGAGAGAGAGAGAAAGAAAGAGAGAGAGAAACCCACACACACCACUGUCCCUCAGCUGCAACAGGUACACGCAGUAUAAGAAUCUCAUCAGAGAGAGCGCGAGGGAGAAGGGGAAAGAGAAGGAAGGAGAGGGACCAUCAAUUACACAGGCACUCGAGGAAACAGAUAACCUGCUCUAUGUGUGGCUCCUCUCAAGGCUUCACAGCCUCCUCUUCCUCCCAGAACAGCACAGCCAUGUUAACCUCAGAUGGCUCCCCCUUUCCCCACACCACAUCGGUCUCCACCCCCACCCUGACCCUGACCGACUCAAACCUCCAGGACAUAGACAUGAGCCUCUGGAGUGAGGCCGAGUUCCAGGAGAGGUGCACCUACAUCUUGAAGGACCACCCGUUGCACCCGGGUAACCACCCAGAGAACCAGACCAAGGCUGAGAGGUCUCUACCCCGAAACUUGGUCCUGAAACGCUGCCCUGACUCUGCAGAGGUGCUUGGGGUGACCAGUCGGGAGCUCAUUCAGAAGGGUACACGGUUCGGCCCUCUGGUGGGCCAGACCUACAGCAAUGACAUGGUGCCCAAAGAUGCCAACAGGAAGUACUUCUGGAGAGUGUUCUCAGAGGGUCGGUUACAUCACAUCCUGGAUGGCUUGGACGAGGAGAAGAGUAACUGGAUGCGCUACGUCAACCCGGCCCGUCGUCCAGAGGACCAGAACCUGGCGGCGUGCCAGACUGGCAUGGCCAUCUACUUCUACACGGUGAGAGCCGUGCCACCGGGCCAGGAGCUGCUGGUGUGGUACUGCCCGGAGUUCGCCCACCGUCUCAACUACCCGCCCCCCGGAGAGCUCUUCACGGAGAGAAUUGAGCAAAACAAUGUUCAUGGAAAGAGUUCAGGGAAGACGGGGCACAGCAUGUCUGAAAUCCUGAGGAUGGAGCACACCAAGCCCGACCCCACUUGCCCCCGACUCCCCGAAUCGGCACAGUCCUCAACCUGCAGCCCUGUCCUACCCCUGUGCCCCUCUGUGGUCUACUCCAGCUACCCACCCAUCCCGUACUGUGGCCCCCCAAUCCCCAAAAGGUCCCUCAGCAGCCGUGUCAGCCCCCACAUGCACUUCCCUGUCAAGCCCAGCCUGGGCAUCCCCAUCACAUCCCAACAUUACCCAGUGUCGUCAUUGCCAGGUCGCAUGUACCCCAGUUCACUGUGCAGUCCCUACCUCAUACCUCACUUCCCGCUUGGCAUUAACAGCCUACUACCUCACACAUACCCCUUGUACAGUGACAGAAUAGCUCCUCAUAUGCCAUUUCCACCUCACAUGCUGCCUUUUGAGGUGUACCCGCACGUUCUGCGCCCAUCUGCCAAUGUACACAAAGAGCUCCUGCUUGCACUGACCACUACCCCAAAAAACCUCUCACUGCCCAAUGGCAGCAGAGAUCUGCCCCUCGCACAGACCAAAAGCAAAAAAGACCUCAAUUGUAUGCCGACCAAUGGGUGCAAACACCUUGGGGACCAUGUGCCUUCACCAAAGAAUUACCUCAAAAACCUACCUUUGACACCAACGGACAACUUCAGUGACCCCAAUCAUUCAUCUGCCAGCAGCACCUUCGAUGACCAGCCUCUACCAGCCACCUCUUCAAUGGCAAACUGCCUCGCACCCAGGGGAGGCUCACCGCUGGCGGGCCUGACCGCCUCUUCUGACUACCUCCCCUCCAAGCGCACAUCCGCCCUCCUGAGCUCCAGCCACAGUGCAGAGGAAGGGGCAGUGGACCUGCGGAAGGCCAGGCAUGGUGGACGGGUCAUCGGGUACAAGGCCCUGUCCUACCCGCUCACACGGAAGAAUGGGAAGAUCCGGUACGAGUGCAACAUCUGCAGCAAGCUCUUCGGUCAGCUAUCCAACCUCAAGGUCCACCUGCGAGUCCACAGUGGAGAGCGGCCCUUCAGGUGUCAGACCUGCAGUAAGGACUUCACCCAGCUGGCCCACCUGCAGAAACACUUCCUGGUUCACACUGGGGAGAAGCCACACGAAUGCCAGGUGUGCCGCAAGCGUUUUAGCAGCACCAGCAACCUCAAGACCCACCUGCGUCUCCACUCAGGUGAAAAGCCAUAUCAGUGUAAGCUGUGCUUGGCCCGCUUCACCCAGUAUGCCCACCUCAAGCUCCACAAGCGCCUGCACACUGGCGAGCGCCCCUACCACUGCCCACACUGCCUAUGCGCCUACCUCAAUUACUGCAGCCUCCAGGUGCACCUCCAGGGUUUCUGCCCUUCAGGACCCGACCCCUCAGGCCCUGUUGCCUCUGUUGAGGAGCUGCACCGUGUCAAUGCCGCGAUCGAGCAGUUUGACCUGAGCAAGGCUGCGGAACGCCUGGAGGCAAUGGCAGCGGGAGCUGAGGAGGAGAAUGGGAACAGCAGCACUAGCGUCCUGCUGCAGGAGAUGGAGUUGGGGCGGAAGAGCUCCAACCAUUUUAACGGCGCCAAUGGGAAUAUGUCACUAGUCGAGCAUGGCUUACUAUGCAGCAGCGAGGGAAUCCUCUGUCCUUAGGUUGCAGUAUCACAGCCGCUGCACUGGCCUGGUUAUGCAUCCACAUACAAUGUAUAGUGUUUGCAAUGUACUGGAAAGGACCAUGUGAAAAUGAAAUAUCCACGCCAGCACAGUACAGCUUGGUUCGGUAAUGAUACUGUGGAAAGAGUACAAGGCACAGCGUACUAAUCCAUCAGGGUGACAGUGGCCUGAUAGUGACCUUUACUGUUUGAAGCAAGGCUUUGUCUCUAUUACAGGGAUUUUUACUCUCAGGGCAAUGUGAAGAGCAGUGGAGGCUGCUGAGGGGAGGACUGCUCAUACAAAUGACUGCAACAGAGCGAAUGGAAUAGCAAACACAUGGAAACCAUGUGUUUAACGUAUUUGAUACCGUUCCACAAAUUCCGCUCCAGCCAAUACCACAAGACCGUCCUCCCCAAUUAAGCUUACACCAUCCUCUUGUGGUGAAUAAUUGGGAUUUUACUAGGAGAACAUUAUUAUCAGAGAAUAUAAACAUUGUAUUGAUAUCCUCAGCCUUAUUAUUCAUUUAUUAUGCCGUUUCUUGUAACCUGAGGAAGCCACAAAGACAGAGACUUGUGAUCAAAUGUUUAUAACAGAGUUUUAUUUCCUACUA
Molecule: messenger RNA, 3181 nt
Organism: Oncorhynchus masou masou (cherry salmon)
Lineage: Eukaryota; Metazoa; Chordata; Actinopteri; Salmoniformes; Salmonidae
Product: PR domain zinc finger protein 1-like
Exons: 7
Coding region: 220-2571 (783 amino acids)
Biological process (GO): cell fate commitment; regulation of transcription by RNA polymerase II
Cellular component (GO): nucleus; cytoplasm
Molecular function (GO): RNA polymerase II cis-regulatory region sequence-specific DNA binding; protein binding; DNA-binding transcription repressor activity, RNA polymerase II-specific
Source: RefSeq, a predicted model, not a curated record